Molecule: messenger RNA, 1518 nt
Organism: Didymodactylos carnosus
Lineage: Eukaryota; Metazoa; Rotifera; Eurotatoria; Philodinida; Philodinidae
Source: the annotation of a GenBank genome assembly
AUGCAAAUCGUUUCAGGACAGGAAAUAAGAAAUUUACUAAAAGUAUUUAUGGAAAAAAUUGUAUCGGCUCUUUUAAAUGAACUUAAAUUAGAUGAUAAUCAAAUAACAAAUAUUUAUAAUUAUGGUUCAUGGGUUUAUGGUACGAAUCAUGAAAAAUCUGAUCAUGAUUUUCUUAUUGUAAUGAAAAAUGAAAAACAAAGAAAAUAUUUAAAAUUUAGAAAAUAUUUUGAUUAUUUUCAUAUAUUUGAAUUACAUCGAUUAAAUAAAUGUGAUAUAACGAUAUAUUCAUGUGAAAAUUUUGAAUUAUUAUUAAAAAAAAAUUAUAUGUUAGCUGUAGAAUGUUUAUUUUAUCCAAAUGAAUUUAUUUUAAGAAAUAAUAUUGAUUAUAAAUCAAUUUAUUUGUCAAAAUAUUAUAAUCCAUUAAGAUUAAAACAAGUAACAUUUUAUGAAAAUAAUUAUAGUUUUAAUAGUCUAAUAGAUGAUGAUGCACGUUAUCCAAAUUCUUCUCAAUCAAAAACAAGUUUCAAUCCUACAAUUGAUCAAUUUUUAUGUGAUGCUUGUCAUACAACAACGUUAGAUGAAGAUCGAUCACUCAAACAUUUAUUUCACGGUCUAAGAUAUUUAGAUAUUGGUGAACAAUUAAUUCAGACAAAAUCGAUUUAUGAUUUUAAACGUGUAUCACAUGUUCUAUAUGAAAUAAAAGAUAUUUAUAUAAAUAAUAAUAAAAGUGUUGAUUUUGUUAUUGAUUAUCUUAAAAUGAAAAGUGGUGAAUAUAAAACGAUAAUGAAUAAACUUGUACCAACAAAUGUGAUAAAUGGAACGUUUGAAGUUCAUAUUACAGUUGAAAAUAAUGAUAUGGAACAUUUUUUAAAUGUAUGUAAAAUAAAUAAAUUAAAAUCAAUUUUUAUUCAUUUAAAUAAUGGUAAUAAUCCUAAACAAUUAAUGACAUCAUCAUAUCAUGUUGGAACAUAUUCUAAUAUUGUUGAAGAAAUUAAAACAUUGGCCAAUAUACAAUUUAAAGAUUUUAAUAUAAUAAGAUUAAAAAUAGAAUCAUUACCAUCAAAUAAUGGUAUUCCUGAAAAUGAUAUUGAUAAAUUAUUAUUUUGGGAUAUAAAUUCAAAUUAUUUUGAAUUUCAUUAUAAAAUAUUAAUUAGUUCACUCAAUCAAUUAAGACGAUUAAAAAAGUUAUGUAUAACUUAUGAAUUAUAUUUAGCACGCAAUGCAUUUAAAACGAUAUCAAUAAAUGAAAUGUAUUAUAUUAUAACAAUGAGAUUAUUUAACGUUAGUAGAGUAAAUGCAUUUAUUAGAAAUGAUACUAUUAUUAAUUAUUUGACUAUGAAUCAUUUUCCACCAUUGAAAGUAGAAAGAGAAUUUGUAGUUUAUGAUUCUAAUAUUGAUUUGGAUAAUGGAUGGAGUCAUACACGCAACGAAUGUGAAAACGGCUCAACCAAAACCAGUACCGGUUCCAAAUACCGAAUCGGUUCAAAAAAUCGAAAAUUUUUUCGGUCAGGCGAUUGA